AUGUCGUCCGACGACGACGGCGCCAUCUCGGAGGCUUACAAGGGUUACAAACUGUCGACGAACUACGUCCUGCCAGAGGUGCCUCCUGCGAUACAAUCGCAGAGCAAGCCCCGGACGUCGCCAAAGCGCAGCGAGGUACCAGAGCUCCUCCUUGAGGAUGAUCUGCUUGAAGUGCUUGUCCAAGUCGUCAUAUACAUUUACAUUAGGGAGUACUGGUCUGACACCGCCAGAGGUAGUAUGCCUUUGCCUCUGGCUGCAACUCUUACCGGCCUUGCAUUUAUUUUCUUCCUGAAAAACAUGGCACCGUUUCUUGCCAAUGACAGCCCAAAGUUCUACGUUCUGUGGAGAGAUGCCCACCGACUUCACACCAUGUACCCCAAGUUCGCUGCCAGCCUCGCCAACCGACAUGGGCCCAUCUCAGGACCGGCCAGAUUUUGCAAUCUUGGUGAAACGGUUCAAUUCUUCGAUACCUUUCGUCAACUGAUUACCGACAGAGAGGCAAGCGAAUUUCAUCGCACCGUCGACAUUGCGCAGCUACUGCCAUACCGGAGACCUGAAGCCCGAAUUUCGGCCGUUGAACCGGACGAGAGUCAGCGGACAAAACUCGAAAAGAAAAGUGUCGUGGAUGUCCUGAUGACUAUCGAAAGCAUGAUCACCGAAAAAACGAGAGCUUCCCAGCUGAAGGACUCCUUACCUCAUGAUUCCUACCGCCUCGACACCUGCACUCCGUUGCAGUUGGCGACUGAGGAAUUUCUCAAGCUCAAGGACAAGUCCUUGCCUCCCAAGACCGGCCUGGUAAUGGGAAUGGAUCUUUUCCUGUCAACCUCCGAAGGAUUCCUAUGGGCCGAUGAAAGACUUAACGUCCAAAGCUGCCGCAAGUUGGCCAUACAGUUGUCAAAGGAUAUGGAGGUUAGGAUCCUGCCUGUCAUCACCGCUGUGAAGGCCAUACCGCAGCAACAUCGCCGCCGUGGGUACGACACAAUGCUCGAAGGUUUGGAACAGCUACACGAGGACGUGGCCGCUUACCAACGUCAAGAACCUCCCGAAUUGUAUCACCAAGCGCCGUGGACUGCAGGACACCACAUGGCCGAGAUGCUGGCGCGAGCACAUCUGAUUGGCAACCGCAUCACCUGUGAGUGGAAUAUCGUGCCAUCAGUGUUGCACAUGUACAACGCCCUCUGCCGAUCUCAUUUCAAUCUUCCUAAGAUUGAACUGAUGGAAGAGCUAUGUGAGCUUUUCACCGAAUCGAUGUUCCUCGGCAGUCGUCCAGACCGCAAUUUUUGUUCGCAUUAUCGCCGGGCCAACUUUGAGACCAGCAUCUCCAACGGAACUGUGCAAAUCGUAAUGAAGAAAAACCAUUCAAUUCGAAGACGGUCUGUGCAUUCAUCCCUCAUCGAUGUUCAUCUCAACGAGCACCAUGUGUCUCAAACCGUUCUAUGCAAGCUAUACGACCUGCCAAUCAGGGUCGACCCAAGCUAUGCGCUGAGGGAGAAGAUGCGCAUGGUGAAGAAGAACAGCUUUCGGAGCUUCACCGAAAAGCUCAAGGACAAGUUGCUUCCAGAGUUCCAAGGUCCUCAUCCCGUUGCGCGAGUCAACUACUUUUCCAUCUUCGCGCUCUGUGCCCGGAUUCUCAGAGACUUUUGCCGACUGAUUCAACCAAGCACAUACCGAGCCAUCCGCAGUACCGUCGACUUCAAGUGUCUACUGCUCAAAGGUGCAUCUCUGGCCGAUACUGUGCUCCAGACGAUUGUCAAGGAACAGGAAAUCUUGGAAAUGGGGCAAAGAUUGCAGGAUAUCCAGCUGCUGCAAGCCGCCGCUGAGGCAUUCGAACCUGUUGAUAAGACGGCAACUCUCGAACAGUUUCUUUGGAAGGUCUGA
Colletotrichum chrysophilum is the source of this 1878-nucleotide messenger RNA. RefSeq lists its product as uncharacterized. The transcript is spliced from 2 exons. Lineage: Eukaryota; Fungi; Ascomycota; Sordariomycetes; Glomerellales; Glomerellaceae. Bases 1 to 1878 code for a protein of 625 amino acids. The record is from RefSeq and is a predicted model, not a curated record.